Pelobates fuscus (common spadefoot toad) is the source of this 1758-nucleotide messenger RNA. RefSeq names its product serpin family H member 1 (gene SERPINH1). Gene Ontology annotation, cellular component: endoplasmic reticulum. The coding region runs from base 193 to 1455 and encodes 420 amino acids. The record is from RefSeq and is a predicted model, not a curated record. Gene Ontology annotation, molecular function: serine-type endopeptidase inhibitor activity; collagen binding. Gene Ontology annotation, biological process: collagen fibril organization. The transcript has 6 exons. Lineage: Eukaryota; Metazoa; Chordata; Amphibia; Anura; Pelobatidae.
CCUCUGCAUGGGUAUAUAGAGCCAGCUAGGCAGAGAGAGACACAGAUUUGCAGACACAGAGCAAGCAAGAGGUUGGAGAAGGUCUUAGCCCCAGGUGCCCUGAAAUCCUUCUAGAAUGAAAAUUGCAAACGUUGACUACAGUAUGAAAAAGUGUCAAGGAUCACCAGCUAGCAUCCUACCAAUAAAGUCACCAUGUGGAUGAUGAAGAUCGUGGCCCUCGGCUUCCUCCUCGCUGUACAUGCAGCAGUUGAUAAGAAGCUGGUUGUUGACAAGAAACCAGCAGAUGCUCCAGUUGCAAAGAAGAUCAGUGAGCAAGCUAACACACUUGCGGACAAAAGUGCAGGCCUUGCGUUCAACCUCUACCACACUAUGGCCAAGGACAAGAAGAUAGAGAACAUUCUUGUCUCACCUGUGGUGGUGGCAUCUUCUCUUGGCCUGGUAAACCUCGGUGGGAAGGCCAGUACUGCUGCCCAAGCUAAGGCUGUCCUGAGCGUUGACAAGCUGAGUGAUGAUCACAUGCACUCUGGCCUUGCAGAGCUCCUCAAUGAAGUCAGCAAUUCCACGGCCCGUAACGUCACUUGGAAGAUUGGGAACCGGUUGUAUGGACCAAGCUCCAUCAGCUUCACUGACGACUUCGUUAAGAACAGCAAAAAACACUACAACUACGAACACUCCAAGAUCAACUUUAGAGACAAGAGAAGUGCCCUUAAAUCCAUCAACGAAUGGGCUGCCCAGACUACUGAUGGCAAGCUGCCCGAGGUGACUAGCGAUGUGGAGAAGACCGAUGGUGCGCUCAUUGUCAAUGCCAUGUUUUUCAAGCCUCACUGGGAUGAAAAAUUUCACCACAAAAUGGUCGACAACCGUGGUUUCAUGGUGACUCGCUCCUUCACCGUGUCCGUUCCCAUGAUGCACCGCACAGGUUUGUACAAUUACUUUGAGGAUGAAGUUAACACUCUUCAGAUCUUGGAGAUGCCACUGGCUCACAAACUGUCCAGUAUGAUCUUAAUCAUGCCGUACCACGUUGAGCCACUGGAACGGGUGGAGAAACUGCUGACCCGAGAGCAAGUGAAGACCUGGAUAGGAAAGUUUACUAAGAAGGCAGUGGCCGUGUCUCUGCCCAAAGUCAGCCUGGAAGUUAGCCACGACCUCCAGAAACAUUUGGGAGAUCUUGGCCUGACCGAAGCCAUUGAUAAAUCCAAAGCUGACCUUUCCAAAAUCUCUGGCAAGAAGGACCUUUACCUUGCCAGCAUGUUCCAUGCUGCAGCCUUGGAGUGGGACACUGAUGGAAACCCAUUCGACGCAGACGUCUAUGGCAGGGAAGAGCUGAGAACCCCUAAACUCUUCUACGCUGAUCACCCCUUCGUCUUCCUUAUCAAGGACAACAAGACAGACUCUAUCCUCUUCAUUGGCCGACUAGUGAGGCCAAAGGGAGACAAAAUGCGUGAUGAAUUAUAGUAUAUUCCAAAACACAAAUGGGGGGCAUGGCUGGGUAGUUUUAAAAAAACUUUGAUAUCGUUUUGUAUUACAAAGGGUGCUAAAUGGCUCAUGUCACAUCUUGUAAUUAGACACAGCAAUCUGUUUACAUCAGCAGUGGUGUACCCUCUGGGGUUAAUAGUCCUGACCAGAAUAACUCACUGCAGUUUGCAAAGUAACAGGGAAAGAGAUGCUCAAUUUAACCCCGUGCACAGCAUUCCAGGAGAGCACGCUCGUAAUGGCUUCUAUCACGAACUCUCCUUAGCACAGGGCUUUUCAAAAUGG